CACUUUCACCCACGAUGCAUGGGGAUGCAUCCCAUCAAGUACGUGCAUAUCAUCGCUGCAAUGUCAACAUUCGUCCUGGUUGCACAACGCACAUAUACAUUCAACGUGCCACUCAAUCACCGGCAACAUCUUUUGUGUCAUGUACCCAUGAAGCCUGCCACCACUGUGGACCUUGUCCACAGAAUGUGGCUCGUUAUUCUUUCUCUCACUCUACCCUCACCUCUUCCCGAUCAUGAUUGAUAUUUGCAACACAGACGCCGUUACUUUGGCUAGAGAUAAUGCUGCCAAGAAUUUCUCGUGGUACAUUUCGCCAGGAAGGCCCAUGAUCCCCGUUAGGUCCAAAUCAAGCUUUGCUCCUCGGGCAUGGACGCCACCGAGGCCGGCAGACACAUCAGCUGAGGAGCAAUCACCAAAAUAUUUAGCCAACUGGCAUCUUCUGGGUAUUAGACUGACGAGACCAACAUUGAAUCAAUGCCUACAGUCUUAUUUCCGUAGGAUGCAACACGUUAUGACCCGAAUAUGCCAUCCUUUGUCCAUCCACAAUGAAGCCUGCUCGAUCAUGCAUUCGUUGAUGAACGCCACAUUCAUUCACCCAAAUUUAUUGGCUGAGGGACUAUUCAUCGCCGGAACUGCUCGACUCCAGUACACCCGGACCGUGGCACUGCUCAUACACGAUGUUCUCAUAGAACUCAAUAUGACCGACUGGCAUGUCAUGCACGCUGUGGGAGUGCACCUCGAAACAUUUGCGACGUGGACUCUACUCGACGUUUUUCGUAAUGUAUGUCGAUCUCUCGUGGCUAAAUUUUGAUAUGCCAAACCACUCCAUAGUUUUCGGACGAUUCCAAGUGUAUGUUUAAUGCGACUGGUUUGAAGGAAACUAACGGCACACUCGAUGCUAUUCAAGACCAACAGUUCAAUGUGGCAGCUUUAUAUGGCGAUCUUGUUUCGU
Suillus subalutaceus is the source of this 949-nucleotide messenger RNA. RefSeq lists its product as uncharacterized. The coding region runs from base 233 to 808 and encodes 191 amino acids. Lineage: Eukaryota; Fungi; Basidiomycota; Agaricomycetes; Boletales; Suillaceae. The record is from RefSeq and is a predicted model, not a curated record. The transcript is spliced from 2 exons.